CUUUUCAUCAUUUGGCCACAAACAAACCCUAAAAAGUUCCAUCCUUUUGCAGCCAGUGAGUGAGUAGCGAUGGUGUCGCUGAAGCUACAGAAGAGGCUAUCUGCCAGCGUUCUCAAGUGUGGUCAAGGAAAGGUCUGGCUCGAUCCAAAUGAAACCAAUGAAAUCUCCAUGGCCAACUCUCGUCAGAACAUUAGGAAGUUGGUUAAGGAUGGAUUCAUCAUCAGGAAGCCGACCAAGAUUCACUCUCGAUCACGUGCUCGUAGAAUGAAUGAGGCCAAAAGGAAGGGCCGUCACUCUGGAUAUGGUAAACGUAAGGGUACCCGUGAGGCAAGGUUGCCAACAAAGAUCUUGUGGAUGAGGAGGAUGAGGGUACUUAGGCGAUUGCUUCGCAAGUACCGUGAGUCGAAGAAGAUUGACAAGCACAUGUAUCACGACAUGUACAUGAAGGUUAAGGGUAAUGUCUUCAAGAACAAGCGUGUGUUGAUGGAGAGCAUCCAUAAGUCCAAGGCUGAGAAGGCUAGAGAGAAGACUUUGUCUGACCAGUUUGAAGCUAAGAGAGCUAAGAACAAGGCUAGCAGGGAAAGGAAGCUAGCUCGUAGGGAGGAGCGUCUAGCUAAGGGACCACAAGAGAAAGUACCCGCACCAGCCGCUGCUCCACCAGCACAACCUGCACAGCCAUCAAAGAAGUCAAAGAAAUGAGAUCUACAUGGAAAUGUCGGAGAUUAAGAAAGUUGAUAAUGUUAUGGAUCUUGAAGUUUUGUUCUUUGACCUGCUGCUCUGUUUCGUUUUAUUUGUAAACGGUUUUAUUAAUGGGAUUAAACAUCAUGACAUGAAGUUUUUAUUCAUAGUUUGUUGGUUGCUUGUGUU
Molecule: messenger RNA, 867 nt
Organism: Erigeron canadensis
Lineage: Eukaryota; Viridiplantae; Streptophyta; Magnoliopsida; Asterales; Asteraceae
Product: 60S ribosomal protein L19-3-like
Exons: 5
Coding region: 70-699 (209 amino acids)
Biological process (GO): translation
Cellular component (GO): ribosome; cytosolic large ribosomal subunit
Molecular function (GO): structural constituent of ribosome; RNA binding
Source: RefSeq, a predicted model, not a curated record